AUGGCUCGAACGUUGAUUGUCGUACUGAUUGUCUUCGCUCUCAUAUUCACAUUGUGUAUGAUUAAUGUUUCUGGUGAUAGUUGUGGUCUACCAUCAGCUACAUGUUCUACUCAAGGAGUGACCGGAUGCAUUGAAAAAUGCAGAACAUGUGGAUAUGCAACUGGUUAUUGUAAAAGAAAAUGGUUGUUUUGGUCAAAAUGUAAAUGUUCUAUGCAUAUACACUAA
This is a messenger RNA of Rotaria sordida, 225 nucleotides long. The record is from the annotation of a GenBank genome assembly. Lineage: Eukaryota; Metazoa; Rotifera; Eurotatoria; Philodinida; Philodinidae.